Gadus morhua (Atlantic cod) is the source of this 3302-nucleotide messenger RNA. Its product is annotated as thrombomodulin. Bases 899 to 1699 code for a protein of 266 amino acids. NCBI's taxonomy places the organism in Eukaryota, Metazoa, Chordata, Actinopteri, Gadiformes, Gadidae. The record is from RefSeq and is a predicted model, not a curated record. Gene Ontology annotation, molecular function: transforming growth factor beta binding; transmembrane signaling receptor activity. The transcript has a single exon. Gene Ontology annotation, cellular component: membrane.
AGUAUUUCUAUGUUUUUAUUACAAACCGGGUGUGCGUGCCCGCGCGUAUGCGUGUGCACGUGAGGGGGCAGACCCCGAGAUAAGGUUGAAUAAACCCCCCGCCGAGCGGAACUUACGUCCAGCAACAAAACCCUCUUAAACCCGGAGGAGGUCUCCGCUCCACACAGACCAGUACCAGCACCAGUACAACCACCAGCACCACCAGUACGACGACCAGCACCACCAUUACGAGCACCAGCACCGCCAGUACGACCACCAGUACGACCACCACCGUCCACGGUAGAUCUCCGCGCCGUGGUUCACAACCCGAGAUGAAGGAAGUUCUCUUCUGCGUUGCGCGCCUCCUUGUGCUCUUGUCCCUGUUGGCCGCCAGGCUCGCGCAUGGAGGCAGACCGCCGCUCGCUUACCUGGAGGACUGCGACGACAACACUUGCUUCCUCCUGUUCCCCGGAGCACACGACUUCGCGGGCGCUCGGGACGCCUGCCUUGCGGAGGGCGGCAUUCUCGCGACGCUGCCGUCGGCGGCGGAGGCGCGCAGGGUCCAGGAGUUACUGCUGCGCGCGGGCAUCGGGAGGUUCUGGAUCGGCCUGACCCUCGCGGAAGGCCGGUGUCCCACUAACGACUCGGCAAAUUACGGCUACGAGUGGGUGACCGAGGCCGCUGCUGGAAUCUCCUCAAACUGGACGGGGGUCCCGGACAGAUGUGACCGCAAGUGCGUGUCCGUCUCGACGGACGGCGCGUGGCAGCAGGAGUCGUGCGAGGGGACUCUGGACGGGUUCCUGUGCUCCGCGCCGUUCGGCUGGUGUCGCGUCGCGGACCGGUCGGCCGAACCGGGAGAGCACUUCGCGUUAAACGGUUUCAACGCACGCGCGGGAAAACCCCAGGUGGAACCCUGUGGAUGACCCGAGGGGAGAAGGGCUCGCGCUACUUCGACUCCAAGUGGCUGUGCGGGCACGGCAAGUGGUGGCGCGCGCCGUGGUUCUGCGAGGUGGAGACCGGCGGCUGCUCCCACACCUGCGUGAACAGCAUGUGCACGUGCCCCGACGGACUGAAGCUGCACUCGAACAACGUCACGUGCGUCGACGAGCGCGAAUGCUCCGACACCGCGGACUGCACUGGGGAGCACGUGCAGUGCCGGGAGCGGCUGGAGGGGGGCGGGUCCGAGUGCUCGUGCAUGGACGGCUACGCCAUGGAGGACGGGGCGUGCAUGGACGUUAAGAUCUGCGAGCUCUGCGAGCACAUGUUGUGCCCCACGGUGGAAGGGGCUAAGGUAUGCACGUGCCGCUCCGGGUUCGUGGUGUCCCAGGAGAACGCCACCCGCUGCGACCCCCACUGCGACAGGCCCGAUUGCCCCGCCCACUGCGUGGUGGACACCAAGGGGCGGUCCCAGUGCCGCUGCCCGUCGGGCUAUGUCGUCGACGAAGAGCUAAGCGCUGCCCCGCUGUGCGUACGGAUUGACGAAUACGACAACUACUCAAAUCCCACCGACCCCACCCCGGGCACCAGCGAGGGGCCGGGCCCCAGCGAAGUGGUGGGGCCCAGCGGCCCCCCGCCUGCCCUCCCGGCCACAGGGGUCCCGGGCUACGUGCGGGUGGGCGCAGCCCUGGGCAUCACGGCGUUCGUGGCGGCGGCCAUGGCGGUUGCCUGUACCUUCCGCUGCGCUGUGCGCUGCGGCGCGCCAGCGGCACGCUGGAGCUGAGCCCCGACGGCGGCGGGCUCACCCUUGCAGCAGGUCACCACCGAGAAGUACCAGCGCUUCUCCUUCGACAAGCAGAGCCGCGAGACCCCCGGGUGGUGACUCCCCGGGGGCCGCCCAACCCGCCACCGAGACCCGCUCUACGGAUCCGAUCAGGGACCGGCUCUGGUGUGCGGUGGAGCCAGGACCAGACUGGGACCCUUAACUCACCGACACCCCCCUCCACAGGGGGCUCAGAGGCAGAGCGGGGGCUGGAGCCUCCCUGGAGGGUGAGGGCCCCUCAUCUGUAGAGGGUGAGGGCCCCUCACCUGUAGAGGGUGAGGGGCCCUCACCGCUUCCUGGAUCUGAACUCACUGUCAGUCACCUCGAUAUUAAAGGUUGGGUAUGGAAUUCUCUAUUUUGGCCAUUUUUGCAAAAUUACUUGAAAUCCUUAUCAUAACCCACUUACAGCCACUGAGUUAGAAGUACUGACAUGAAAAUUAAACAAGUCAAUCAUCUGUGGAACGGGCAGGGCUCGGAAAACUCCAGCCAAUGAUUUCCAGAACCACCGAGUGGCAUUGGACAGUAAGUACGUCAAUCAAACGGUCGUACUGCACUCCCCCUCCCCCGCGCGUGGCCCCUUCCUGCACGUACUCAAAGCUCGUGACCCAGAGCAAGCUUCUGCUUGUUGUUAUCCUGCGGAAGCUACUGGAGCUAGCUAACUAGCUAAUCCACAUUUGGACCUAGCACUAGAAGACCUAGCACUCCUUCGCGCUGUCAGCGUUGAAGGAGAGGGGUUAGGAUCAUUUGAGUUGUGUAUUUUCAAAAUCUGCUGGCGUUUCGCAAAUCCCAUACCCAACCUUUAACUUCUGAUAAAUUAAUUGAAACGUGAAAAAACCCUCAACGUUGCCACUGUAUUGACAUUGGCAAGAACCACCUGACGUCACCAGGGCAACACCCACCUGACGUCGCCACGGCAACACCCACCUGACGUCACCACGGCAACACCCACCUGACGUCACCACGGCAACACCCACCUGACAUCACCCACCUGACAUCACCACGGUAACACCCACCUGACGUCACCACGGCAACACCCACCUGACGUCAACACAGCAACACCCACCUGACGUUGCCACGGCCACACCCACCUGACAUCGCCAUGGCAACACCCACCUGACUUCACCACAGCAACAGCCACCUGACGUCACCACGGCCAAACCCACCUGACGUUGCCAGGCAACACCCACCUGACAUCACUACGGCAACACCCACCUGACAUCACUACGGCAACCCAACCACAUCACUACGACAAUGUGAAUGUAAACAUGACGUCCCGAUGGCAACAGGAACGUAAACCUGACAUUACCACGGCAACAUGAAUGUAUAUCACCAGGAUCUAACUAUAUUGUAAUACAGUAUUAGUAGUAUUGUUUGGUUUGCAUUAGUAUUUACUAUUUAUGGAUAAUUUUGUGUUGUAUUGUGAGAAGUCAAAUUGAAUUUAAUCAUAUUUUUGACUAUUACCUUUGUUUUUAUAUUUUUUAUUUUAUUUAUAUUUUAUUUUAGAAUCUGUGCUGCUGUUACAACGUAAUUUCCCUUUGGAGAUUAAUAAACUAUCUUUCCUCUC